Molecule: messenger RNA, 543 nt
Organism: Aspergillus terreus NIH2624
Lineage: Eukaryota; Fungi; Ascomycota; Eurotiomycetes; Eurotiales; Aspergillaceae
Exons: 4
Coding region: 1-543 (180 amino acids)
Source: RefSeq, a predicted model, not a curated record
AUGGCCGACGGACUCAACCAAGCUCGUGCCUUGAGGGUGGCGGAAAUCAUCAACGACUACCGCACGCUCCUUGUACACAUCUCCCAACAAAAUGUCCCAGCCCCGGCGGCCGACUACUGGGAGGAUGGCUACAAGAUCAUUCGAGAGUGUCUCGCCGAGGCACAGGCUCUCAUGUCCUCCAACUACAUGCCCUCAAUUCCUGCCGCUGGCGGUAGUAAUGAGGAGGCGGAGAAAGUCCAAUUGCAGCGGGUGAUACUUGACGCUAGCGCCCGCCGUUUUCGAGCACACAAGAUCUAUCUCCGGGCGGCCGCAGCAAGGCGAUGGGCUAUCCAUCGUGAAAACAUCCUUCGAGGGGGGCGGCCUGGACCCCAGCAUACCGCCCAGCUCAAGGCUGUGGACAACACCCUCCGCCAGGAACUCUCGCAAUUUACAGACCAAUAUGUUGUCUCUGACCUCCGCGCGGCCGAUGUGCGGGCACGCCAUUGGCUCGACGAUGAUCCAUCUCUACCAACGAUCCUUGGCUGGAUUCGGUCACACCCAUAG